Hypomesus transpacificus is the source of this 2145-nucleotide messenger RNA. RefSeq lists its product as uncharacterized. The transcript is spliced from 5 exons. The record is from RefSeq and is a predicted model, not a curated record. NCBI's taxonomy places the organism in Eukaryota, Metazoa, Chordata, Actinopteri, Osmeriformes, Osmeridae. Bases 95 to 1588 code for a protein of 497 amino acids.
AGUAGCCCGCUUUUUCCUGUCUUGUUGAAAAGGCUUAUUAUUUGUGAACGUAUAGUGCCAAAACAUUUGCAAUAGUGUUGGAGUGCGAUUCAAAAUGUCAAAGACACAGUUACUUAAAGCCUUGGUUAACGAACGAUUAGAGAUCGCAGUUAUGGAAAUAUUUGAGGCAGUGGAAAAAACGAUAACAGAAUUCCAAGAAGAGGUGGAACGUACAAAGGAGGACAACGCGCGUCUCCAGAGACUGUUGGACGCGGUGUUGAAACCUGAGAUUAAAUUACAGAGAACAGACGCUCAGCAGUGUACUGGGGUUUCUGGAGAGUGGGGUUCUACUGGUGAGCAGCCUGGUGCUGGUGAGGAGGAGCCUGGUGAGGAGGACUGCAGCAUGAAUAAGGAGCAGGCGGAUCACAUGCACUUUAAACAGGAGCAGAAGUGCAGCCAGGAGCAGCUGCUACAACAAUUCAAGUCUGAAGAAACUGAACUCUUACUGGUUCAUAGCAAUCCAGAAAUGUUCAACUUUGAAGAUGAACCUCAACUUACACAAUACCAAAUGCAGACAAUUGAACAGGAGGCGACUUUCUGGGCAUCUCCGUUUAGUCAGGCUAUGGGGCAGAAACCACCUGAUCCAGAGGAAGAUUACAGAAUACCAGAUCGAAGCAGUCAGUUACUGUUCCCCUCUGCAUAUUCAGGAAAGGCCUCUGAGGAUGUCUCCAGCCAUUUAGAAUGCAGUGAUGUGGACCAAUCGAACACAAUUGAGCCUUCAUACCCCAGUGCCCUAAAAUCUAGGAAAAAACAUGGGUCGCUCACUACAGUGGACAAUAAGACCUCCAUCCAUGUUCAACCGAUGUCACAGGGAAGAGGCGGCCCAAUAUACAGUAAAAAACAGUACUGCCUGUACUGCUGUAGGCCAUAUUCUAAAAUAUCUCGACACCUUGAACAUGUGCAUUGUAACGAGCCAGAGGUGGCAAAGGCAAUUCAAUUUCCAAAGAAUUCCAAGGAAAGAAGACUCCAUUUGAACUAUCUUAGAAAACGAGGCAACUUUGCCCAUAAUACAAAUGUUUGCAGAAAAGGGUCUGGACAAAUGAUAGUCUGUCAACGACCGAGGCGGAGCAUGGAAGCCAAAGAAUUCAUUCACUGUGUUUAUUGCAGAGGCCUUUAUUCCAAGAAGUUCUUGUGGAAACAUGUGAGGCACUGCCAACUCAAAGACAAUGAUGAUGCAAACUGUCAACCCAAAAAAUCCUGGAAGGGAAGAAAAAAAGGUAGAAAACAAUCUCAGGCUGCUGCCAGACCAAACUUCUCAGAGAUCAGUGAAGCUGCUUGCUUCACUGCAUGCUUGACUGCAUCCACAAAACAGGAUAAAGGUUCAUCCAGACGGUUCAAGAAAAAAUGGGAGGUGAAUGAAGUAACAGCCAUCGAGAGACACAUGAUGAGGUUCAUCACCAGUCACAAACUGCCUGUCCAGUUGGGAUUUUGGUUGCCACCACUCUAUUUUCGGCAAACAUUAUCAUUAAAAGAACAUUCCACUGGGACUACAGAUACAACAUAUCUGACCAGGGAUCAGUUACAAAUUAAUUCCACUGUUUUAAUCUAAACUCUUUAUCGGAAUAACAGAUCUAGAAUCAGUACAAUGUAAAGCUCCUGCUCUAUGCCCACCCAUCUUUAUCAUUAGCCAAUCCAAAGUGCAUUGCGGCUUGUCCCAAUCAUUGCCUGUCCAGUCAUCAAACUGACACAUACAACAGACAAUCAUGAUACUUCGUUUUUGUAAAGAACUUUUAUUUAAUUCUAAUUGGAUAAUUGUCUAGAUCGAGGGCCAAUCAAGCCUUGUGUAGACUGUUUCUAUGUAGCCCCCCCAAAAAAGAACUCUCCGAUCACGGAGGGCCUCUUCAUGCCCAAGAGCCCCUGGGCACAUUCCCAGAUUGCCCAUAUGGUAGAUCCGGCCAUGGUUGUGCUCUUGCCAAGGCAGGCACACCCAAUUAAACCAUAAACUAAUACACGGAUGCUGUUUCCAGCUACAUUCAUCACUGCAUCGAUGACGUCAUCCCCAAGAAGGCUGUCCGGUCUUCUACAAAGAGGAAGUCGAUAACCUGACAUCAUGGGGUCAGAACAAUAACCUCUCUCUCAACAUCAGCAAGACUAACAAGAUUAUUG